UCUGAAUCACUAACAGUAGACAAAGAAAGAGAAGUUGAUCUCUUCCUCAUCAAUGGCGACAGCCAUUCUCUUCUUGAUUGUUAUUGCAGCUUUCUCUUGUUUAUCAGACACUUCAAAAGCAACUUUCGAUGACAAUUUCAAAAUCAUGGGUUCCCCUGAUCAUUUCACCACCUCUGAAGAUGGUCAGAUCUGGAAUCUCUCUUUAGACAAUGAAACAGGAUGUGGGUUUCGGACGAAACAGAAAUACAGAUUCGGAUGGUUCAGUAUGAAGCUCAAACUUGUCGGCGGUGAUUCAGCUGGAGUUGUCACAGCUUAUUAUAUGUGUUCUGAAAACGGAGCAGGACCGGAAAGAGAUGAAGUUGACAUCGAAUUCUUAGGAAACAGAACAGGACAGCCGUAUGUAAUUCAAACAAACAUUUACAAAAACGGAACAGGGGGGAGAGAAAUGCGACAUGUCCUUUGGUUUGAUCCAACUGAGGAUUUCCAUACAUAUUCAAUCCUAUGGAAUAAUCAACGUCUUGUGUUCUAUGUAGAUCAAGUACCAAUCAGGGUAUUCAAGAAUUCGAACUAUACAAACAAUUUUUUCCCAAAUGAGAAACCGAUGUAUUUGUUUUCGAGUAUAUGGAAUGCGGAUGAUUGGGCGACGAGGGGUGGAUUGGAGAAGACGGAUUGGAAGAAAGCGCCUUUUGUGUCGGCUUACAAGGAUUUCAGCGUCGAUGCUUGCCAGUGGGAGGAUCCGUUUCCUGCGUGUGUUUCAACGACAGGCGACAAUUGGUGGGAUCAAUAUGAGGCUUGGCAUUUAUCGAGUACACAGAAGAUUGAUUAUGCUUGGGUGCAGAGAAAUAUGGUGGUUUAUGAUUAUUGUAAGGAUUCUAAACGUUAUCCUAAGCUUCCUGAAGAGUGUUGGUUAAGUCCAUGGAACUGAAACAUUUGGGAUUUUCUUACUUAUUAUUUAUUUCAUCUACUCUAUUCUUUGUUUAGAAUUAUAAUGG
Impatiens glandulifera is the source of this 992-nucleotide messenger RNA. RefSeq names its product probable xyloglucan endotransglucosylase/hydrolase protein 8. Gene Ontology annotation, cellular component: cell wall; apoplast. The transcript is spliced from 4 exons. The coding region runs from base 53 to 925 and encodes 290 amino acids. Gene Ontology annotation, molecular function: hydrolase activity, hydrolyzing O-glycosyl compounds; xyloglucan:xyloglucosyl transferase activity. Lineage: Eukaryota; Viridiplantae; Streptophyta; Magnoliopsida; Ericales; Balsaminaceae. The record is from RefSeq and is a predicted model, not a curated record. Gene Ontology annotation, biological process: cell wall biogenesis; xyloglucan metabolic process.